This is a messenger RNA of Saccharomyces mikatae IFO 1815, 1842 nucleotides long. It is a transcript of the gene GAA1, whose product is annotated as GPI-anchor transamidase subunit GAA1. NCBI's taxonomy places the organism in Eukaryota, Fungi, Ascomycota, Saccharomycetes, Saccharomycetales, Saccharomycetaceae. Gene Ontology annotation, biological process: attachment of GPI anchor to protein. The record is from RefSeq and is a predicted model, not a curated record. Gene Ontology annotation, cellular component: membrane; GPI-anchor transamidase complex. The transcript has a single exon. Bases 1 to 1842 code for a protein of 613 amino acids.
AUGGCUUUAUUGGAGAAGUUGCAUCGAAGGAUUGUUGAUAUGGGGCUUGUCCCACGCAUCAUCGCAUCAUUACCAGUUGUUUCCAUGGUAUGCGCCCUUUUUGGGUUUAUUUCUAUCGCUAUUCUGCCUAUGGAUGGACAGUACAGAAGAACAUAUAUUUCUGAGAAUGCAUUAAUGCCGUCACAAGCGUACAGUUACUUCAGAGAAUCCGAAUGGAACAUUUUGAGGGGAUAUCGAUCUCAGAUUGAAGAAAUGGUAAAUAUGACUUCUAUGGAGAGAAAUAACAUAAUGGGUUCCUGGUUGCAAGAAUUUGGUACCAAGACUGCUAUCUAUGAAAAUGAACAAUAUGGAGAAACUUUGUAUGGUGUAAUGCACGCUCCCAGGGGUGAUGGGACAGAGGCAAUGGUGCUUGCUGUUCCAUGGUUUAAUUCAGAUGAUAAAUUCAAUGUUGGUGGUGCGGCAUUAGGUGUAUCCUUAGCUAGGUUUUUUUCACGUUGGCCAGUAUGGUCCAAGAAUAUAAUUAUUGUUUUCAGUGAAAACCCCUGUGCAGCUUUAAGAUCAUGGGUUGAGGCAUACCAUACUUCCUUAGAUUUAACUGGUGGUUCCAUUGAAGCUGCUGUGGUAGUUGAUUAUUCAAGUGCAGAAGAUUUUUUUGAGUAUGUGGAGAUUUCUUAUGACGGUCUAAACGGUGAGCUGCCCAAUUUAGAUCUCGUCAACGUCGCUAUAUCCAUUACCGAACAUGAAGGUAUGAAAGUUUCUCUGCAUGGUCUACCCCUUGACCAGUUGACCAUCAAUAAUUACUGGUCAAGAUUGAAAGUACUAUGUUUAGGAAUAAGGGAUUGGGCAUUGGCUGGUGUUAAAAAUCCCCAUGGUAACGAGGCAUUCAGCGGUUGGAGAAUCCAAUCUGUAACGUUGAAGGCACAUGGGAACAGCGGCCAUGAUAUCACUACUUUUGGACGUAUACCAGAAGCAAUGUUUCGUUCCAUCAACAAUCUUUUGGAGAAAUUCCAUCAGUCGUUUUUCUUUUAUUUGUUACUAGCGCCACGUCAAUUCGUAUCCAUUAGUAGUUAUUUACCAAGUGCCGUGGCUUUAUCAGUAGCAUUCGCCAUAAGUUCAUUAAACGCCUUUAUAAACAAUACUUAUGCAAGUAUAUCCAUAUUUUCUGAGUAUAAUCUAGUGGCGUUGUUGGUCUGGUUCAUAUCAUUGGUCAUAUCAUUUGUCGUUUCACAAGUAUUUCUUCUACUACCUUCUGCAGGAUUAUUGAUGGCGAUUAGUAUGAUUUCUUGUUUUUUGCCUCUAAUACUGUCCAAGAAAGUUCAUAUAUCAGAACCACUAUCAUACAGGUUAAAGAAUGUUGCAUUUUUAUAUUUCAGUUUGGUUUUAACAUCGCUACUAAUGAUAAAUUUUGCUAUGGCUUUGCUGAUCGGUACAUUGGCCUUUCCAAUGACAUUGGUAAAGACUAUUAUUGAAAGUUCUGGCGAGCAUGAAGUAAGCGCUAAACCUUAUAUCUCAAUAAAAACUGAGCCCAAAGAAGAGACAGAGCUCAUUGAGAAUUAUGAAGAUAUAAUGCCGGGGAAAAGUCAACAAAGACAAGAAUUAAAGAACCUACUGUUAUUAGUAUUGACAAACCCAUUCAUUUCGAUAACUAUAUUUGGAUCAUUUUUUGAUGAUGAAUUUCAAGGAUUUGAUGUAAUAAAUAAACUUGUUUCAGCAUGGCUAGAUUUGAAAUGUUGGAGUUGGUUCGUCCUUUGCAUAGGUUGGCUGCCAUGCUGGUUGUUGGUCUUAGCAUCAUCAUUUGAAUCUAAACGUGUUAUGUUGAAGUCAAAAGAAAAGCAAAGUUAA